AUGAGCAAGAGACGAAAUCCGAACUUUACAGAUGCUGAACUACAGACUCUCCUGGACGAAGUUGAAAAGAAUAAGACUUUGCUUUAUAGUAAGCUUUCGAAUGUUUCAACUAAUGGUGCUAAGAAGAAGGCUUGGGAUUCCAUCUGCAGUAAAGUAAAUGCAACCAACACCGACCACAAGAGAACCGUAGAUGAAAUUAGAAAGAAAUGGAGCACGUACACGAGUAAUGCUAAAAUGCAGGCUGCCCGAAUACGCAGAGAAUCCAGGAAAACUGGCGAUGGACCGCCUCCUGAAGAGCUGACUCCCUUGCAAGAUAAAGUUGUAGGAAUUAUAGACAACACCCCCAUAGACGGAAUAGAAUGAGGUAUUGACACAUGUCCUGGCAUGGAAAUGGACGGAGCCUCCGUCGAAGAACCUACCCAGACAAGAGAUUCUAACUCUUCAAAUGAAAAUGACAUGUCCUACUGUUCACUUAGUGAAGCAAGGUGUACAAAAGAAAAAUUUUGUGGCAAUUCGUUUUCUUCUGGUGCUUCAUCUGCCAAAUCUUCAAAUGGGAAAUAUAGUGAACCAUCACCAGAGGACUGUAAGUUGAUAGAAAUAGAAAGUGAAAGGUUGAAGGUUGAAAAGGAACGUCUCCAUGUUGAAAAACAGCGACUACACAUAGAACAGCUUAGACUAGAAAUCGACCAACAAAGGCUAGUGACUGAACAACAAAAGCAUCAACUAUAUAUGGCAAAGCUCAACAUUAGCAUGACACAAAUGGGUGUACAUGUAGCAGAUACACCAUCAACCAGUGUAGAAAAAGACAAUCUAUCAAGCUAA
This is a messenger RNA of Mytilus californianus (California mussel), 822 nucleotides long. Its product is annotated as myb/SANT-like DNA-binding domain-containing protein 4. The record is from RefSeq and is a predicted model, not a curated record. NCBI's taxonomy places the organism in Eukaryota, Metazoa, Mollusca, Bivalvia, Mytilida, Mytilidae. Gene Ontology annotation, cellular component: nucleus. The transcript is spliced from 2 exons.